GUAACCUUUUAUUUCUGGACAAAAGAUCAUCUGACGUCUUAUCCGGCCGGAAAAUGGACCCUGUAAAUACGGAAGAAAACGACCAGAAAACAGAUUCUAAUGAUGAUCACCUACCGGCUCUUAUACAAAAUGACGUUUUAAAAGAAAGGCUUCAAGACUGGGAUGAAUUGGAAAAGGAUUUCUUGCAAUUAGAACUUGAUCAUGAACAGUACAAGAAGAAGCUGGAUGAAGUUAAAUCUUUGCAGAAGAAAUGUUUAGAAGGCAUAGCACAUCAGCGAUAUAAUAUGAAGAAAAUCACAGAUGCUCUUCAGUCUGUGAGAAAUCCUUCUACUCAUGAACAAGGGGCCAUCAGCAGCCUUCAAGGGAAGAUACUGAAAAGGAAAACUGCCUUUAGAGAUUUUGAAGACCAUCUUCCACAUACAAAUGGGCUGUAUUUGAGUAUCAUCCUGGGCCAGGUGAAUAUCUCCCUCCUCAACAAGGAAGACAAAUACCUCUACAAGCAGGACUAUGAGCGGUUCAAACUCACUCUCAGUUACAUCAUACUGGCUUUCUCCCUUGUCUUGGUCCUUACCAACUACAUCGCCAGCCUCAGCAGUCUACGGUUUGCUGAUUCGGUGCUCCACUUUCUGCUAGUCUGGUACUACUGUACGCUCACCAUCCGAGAACAGAUUCUAAUUGUCAACGGAUCAAGAAUUAAAGGAUGGUGGCUGCUCCAUCAUUUUGUUUCUACAGCGUGUUCAGCAAUCACUUUGAUUUGGCCUGAUGGCUACUCAUACAGAGAGUUUCGAACACAGUAUGGAUGGUUUAUACUCUAUGUUGCGUUUGUGCAGGUGUUGCAGUACUACUAUCAGAAGGGCUGCCUGUACAGGCUGAAGUGUCUAGGGCAACGUCAUGAUAUGGACAUAACCGUUGAGGGCUUCAUGUCCUGGAUGUUCAAAGGGCUGGCUUUUCUCUUGCCAUUCUUGUUUAUUGCCUACCUGUUCCAGCUGUACAACGCAGUGGUGCUGUUCAUGCUGAGCAGGGAUCCACAAUGCACAGAAUGGCAGGUGCUGGUGUUGAGUGUGAUCCACCUGGUGCUGUUUGCUGGAAACAUGAGCACCACGCUGCGCGUCAUACGCCAGAAACUUUCGGACGACUUGAAGAAGAAAAUGAAAUUCCUGAAACACAAGUACCGCUUCAGCAACUCUAAACCUAAGCAGAUAUAAAUGCUUAUUAUGUUUGUAGCAGAAAAAUGCCUUUGCAAAAAGUGAAUAUUUUUGCCAUAUUUGGUGAUUUAUGAAUUUUCAGUUUUUCUAUGAACAGCACAACAAGAAUGUGCAUAUUACAAAUUCUCAUGAUCAGUAUGCUCACAUCAAACUCACAUUUAGUGUUAAGUCACAGUAUGUUAGUCUCAGUUGACACUUAUCAUUAUGGACAUGCUAAGAAAAACUGAUGUUGAUUUUUAAAAAAAAGCUGUAUACGGUUUAGUAAAUAAAUUACAUUUCAUACAAGUAAUUGUUAUUUAUUACUUUUCUUCCAGAAUGAAAUGAUCCACUGUUAUAUUUCUCCUACAAAAUUUUCCAAACUUUCUCUGUAUUUUCUAGAGAACUUGAGAAAAUAUUUAAACUACUGUUUAUCAUGUAUUAUCAGUAUACCUGCAUAUCGUUCAAAUAAUAUAAAAAAAUACCUGUUAUGAUUAAAUUUCGUAAUUUAAAAGUGUUAUUAUGAAUGUAUUAUUGAUGGAAAAUUAAAUCACAUGCUUAAAGUUGGGAACUGGUUCAGCAUUUUACAUUCAUUCACUUUUAAAAUUGUUACCUUCGUGUCAAGAGUUUAUUUAAAUUUACUUGGCAACUUGCCUCUGGUCGAGUUCCAACUGUUUUGAAGUGAUUGAAGUAUAAUAAAAGCUCUACAUAA
This is a messenger RNA of Dreissena polymorpha, 1893 nucleotides long. Its product is annotated as ion channel TACAN-like. NCBI's taxonomy places the organism in Eukaryota, Metazoa, Mollusca, Bivalvia, Myida, Dreissenidae. Gene Ontology annotation, cellular component: membrane. Bases 54 to 1205 code for a protein of 383 amino acids. The transcript is spliced from 12 exons. The record is from RefSeq and is a predicted model, not a curated record.